UCAAGAGGCAAAAGAGAACUCUUUUUGAAGUUCUUGAGAAGGUGAAAGCCGAGUUGAUGAUUCUCGGCUUCAUCUCCUUGCUGUUGACGUUUAGUCAGGACCAGAUCGCGAAAAUCUGCGUGCCAAAGGCAGUUGCAGAUUCUAUGCUGCCAUGUCGCCCUGAUGCAGAGUCAACUGGCGGAAAUAAAAGGCGGCUGCUCGCGCUGGUGCUGACGGAGUCACACCUGAAGCGCAGGAUUUUAGCUGCUGGUGGUUCAGUGGUUGAAUGCCCCCCAGAAAAGGAGCAACUGAUUACUGCCACAGGCUUGCACCAGUUGCACAUUCUGAUCUUCUUUUUGGUUGUGUUUCAUGUGGUAAAUAGUGCUCUUAUAAUGGUCCUUGGAAGAGCAAAGGUGAAUCUGCAGUGACAGAGUAGUGGAUCACAUUAUGUAUCAUUCUGAAUAAUUCCAUAGCAUUGCCUGAGGAUGAUUUAGUUUAGCUGUUGCAGUAUCCACUUUGCAUUGAUAAUCUUCUCUUGGGCGG
This is a messenger RNA of Zingiber officinale, 522 nucleotides long. RefSeq names its product MLO-like protein 7. The transcript has 3 exons. Lineage: Eukaryota; Viridiplantae; Streptophyta; Magnoliopsida; Zingiberales; Zingiberaceae. Gene Ontology annotation, biological process: defense response. Bases 57 to 407 code for a protein of 116 amino acids. The record is from RefSeq and is a predicted model, not a curated record. Gene Ontology annotation, cellular component: membrane.